AUCAUCCACAAAAUGAAACGUCAAAUGUUGGGCUCACUGACAGUCCAUUUAUUUGUUUCGUAAAAUUUUGGCAAAAAGGACAGUUGACGGUUACAGACAGAACUUGAAGCAUUGUUAUUGUGUGAAGCUCCUAAUCACAAAGUAGAAGAAAUAAUAAACACCCUUUGGAGAUAUUUGCUUAGGCCAUUGGUCAUGGCAACUCGAAGACUUUCAUUGCUCCUCUCUCGCUCUCUAUCUUCCACUUCUUUUCAAGCUGCUUCUCUACUUCACUCACUAGGGAGAAACUCUGGCAAGUGGGGAAACUUUAACAGAUUCAGCACUGCAGCAGCAGUUGAGGAUUUAAUCACUCCACAAGUUCCAAUAACAUACACUAAGCAUCUGAUAAAUGGACAAUUUGUGGAUGCUGCUUCAGGGAAAACUUUUCCAACAUAUGACCCACGCACAGGAGAAGUGAUUGCUCAAGUUGCUGAAGGUGAUGCAGAAGAUAUCAACCGUGCAGUAUCGGCAGCUCGCAAGGCCUUUGAUGAAGGACCUUGGCCAAAAUUGACUGCUUAUGAAAGAUGCAAGAUAAUACUGCGCUUUGCUGAUUUGGUUGAGAAACACGGUGAUGAACUUGCAGCUCUGGAGACAUGGAACAAUGGAAAGCCUUAUGAACAGUCUGCCACUGCUGAAUUACCAACGUUUGUGCGUUUGUUUCGUUACUAUGCUGGUUGGGCAGAUAAAAUCCAUGGUCUGACAGUGCCUGCUGAUGGAAAUUAUCAUGUGGAGACAUUGCAUGAACCAAUUGGUGUUGCAGGACAAAUCAUACCUUGGAACUUUCCUCUCCUCAUGUUUGCUUGGAAAGUUGGACCAGCUCUUGCAUGUGGAAAUACUGUCAUCCUUAAGACUGCUGAACAAACACCUUUAACAGCUCUCUAUGUAGCAAAACUUUUUCAUGAGGCUGGUCUUCCACCAGGUGUUUUGAAUGUAGUUUCUGGCUAUGGUCCAACUGCUGGUGCAGCUCUAGCAAGUCAUAUGGAUGUUGACAAGCUAGCAUUCACUGGAUCUACCGAGACUGGAAAAGUUGUGCUUGGAUUGGCUGCGCAAAGCAAUUUGAAGCCUGUGACAUUGGAACUUGGAGGGAAAUCACCUUUCAUAGUGUGUGAGGAUGCUGAUGUUGACCAGGCUGUAGAACUUGCGCACUUUGCUUUGUUCUUUAAUCAGGGGCAAUGUUGCUGUGCUGGGUCUCGUACCUUUGUACAUGAGCAUAUCUAUGAUGAGUUCUUGGAGAAAGCAAAGGCUCGUGCUUUGAAACGUGUUGUUGGGGAUCCCUUCAAAAAGGGUGUCGAACAAGGACCUCAGAUUGAUGUGGAACAAUUCCAGAAGGUCCUUAGGUACAUAAAGUCCGGUAUUGAAAGCAAGGCCACCCUUGAAUGUGGGGGUGACCAAAUUGGCUCAAAGGGCUUCUUUGUCCAGCCCACUGUCUUCUCAAAUGUUCAGGAUGACAUGUUGAUAGCAAAAGAUGAAAUAUUUGGCCCUGUACAAACCAUCUUGAAGUUCAAGGACAUCGAUGAAGUAAUUCGAAGGUCAAACGCAACGCACUAUGGUCUAGCUGCAGGAGUUUUCACUAAGAAUGUGCACACAGCCAACACUUUGAUGCGAGCACUGAGGGUUGGAACAGUAUGGAUCAAUUGCUUUGAUGUUUUUGAUGCUGCAAUUCCCUUUGGAGGGUACAAAAUGAGCGGCAUAGGCAGGGAGAAGGGUAUCUACAGUCUCAACAAUUACCUGCAAGUGAAAGCUGUGGUUUCACCAGUGAAGAAACCUGCAUGGUUGUGAUUUGUGAAUUGCUCAAACUGCUAUGACCGAAAUCCUACGUGGCUAUCAUCUUUUUCCGCUGAGGCAAUGGCAUGCAAUAAAUAAUGUGAUGUUACUAAGAUAAAACCUGAUUAGGUACCUGAACAUUAUACCAGUUGAAUUUAUGUAUUUUUCACUUGUUAAUUGCUCAAACACAAACUUGGAUACUGUAAUGACACUGUUGCUGUAGGAUAGAAAUUUUGCACCAUUCACACU
Messenger RNA from Glycine soja, 2049 nucleotides. RefSeq names its product aldehyde dehydrogenase family 2 member B4, mitochondrial-like. The coding region runs from base 193 to 1815 and encodes 540 amino acids. The transcript is spliced from 11 exons. The record is from RefSeq and is a predicted model, not a curated record. NCBI's taxonomy places the organism in Eukaryota, Viridiplantae, Streptophyta, Magnoliopsida, Fabales, Fabaceae. Gene Ontology annotation, molecular function: aldehyde dehydrogenase (NAD+) activity.